UGUUUCGGUGCGUCUAGUUUCUCUCCGGCGCUGCCUCUUUAAAGCACCCAGCGAGGCAGCGAGGGUGGAGCGGGCGGCUGCUGCGUGGGCACUGCCCCGCGCCACUGCUUCGAGCUGCGUCCGCCCAUGUCCGCCCUCGCCAUUAACCUCGCUAUUUCGAGAAACUUCCAGCCCACUUUCGCACGUCACUUCAAGGAAUCUUUAAAGCGUCCGCCGCCCGUAUAAAAUGUCUCAGUACUAGACAGCCAGCAACAUGAACGGCCUGAAGACGCAGUCACCUGUCGUGACAAUGGCGAAUAAUGACAGCGACCCUCUGCCCCUCGGGUGGGAAGUUAAGAUCGACCCUCACACUGGAUGGCCUUUCUUCGUGGAUCACAACAACCGCACGACCACUUGGAAUGACCCGAGACACGACACGAAGAAGGUCAGAGAGCUGUCAGCAAAUGGACCCAACAUACCACCAGAACCAAGUCCCCAAGAACUGCAGAAGAGCUUUGUGAAGCACCCCAUUCUGCGUCCGGGUUAUGUUCCGAUCCCAGUCUUCCACGAGGGAGCAGAACUCCGACAACAACAACAUCCAUGUUAUUCCUACAUCCACCCGACCGCCGCCCAGAAUAUACGCUCAGAUGGCAGGGUGCCAUCUCCGACGCCGGGACUCCAGGCCAGGCCCAGAUCUCCUCUACAGGCAGCCUCAGACAGCUCUGCCUGUGAGCCUCGAAAGAGCACUUCACCGGUUUCCCAGACAGCCGAGGUUUACACUGCUCCUCAACAUCAGCCCCCAAGACCCAGCAGCACUGGCCUUCAGGCUGGUUACAUCCCUAUACCAGUCAUCCAUGAAGGAGGCGGCGGCCCAACAUUAACACAAGUCCAGCCGAAUCCCUCGGUUUAUUCUCAGCGUGUCCCUUACCCUGAGCAGCCUUUCCAUCGCCUGCAGUCAGACGAAUGGCCGGCGUACUCUGCAGCAAAGGAUCGAGGCUCCCCCGUGCUGUUUCCUCAGCACCGGGAUGCGGCAGUCGCUCACCUCCCACACCAUAUAAGAAGCCAGUCGCCUGUUAUCUCACAGGUGUUAGGAGAAAGGCCUCAUCAUGUCCUUGUGAGAGAGUCGCCUCAGAAAAUGGAGCAGGAGCAUCACAUCUCUCAUCAAAAGCCUGACAUCACGCAGCACACUCAGCCUUUGCUCACAGAUGCCGACAGCCCAAAGCCUCAACAGAUCCUCCAGCCUCCACAACAGCAACCUCAACAGCUACCACUCCAGCAGCCAAUGUGCCAGCAGGCACAACAACACUCACCGUCUCACCCGCAGCAACCUCAGCAGCCUCAACAACCUCAGCAACCUCAGCAGCCUCAGCAGCCCGACCCCGUGACGCAGCUACAUCAGCAACCACUAAACACAGAGCAACACGGUGCCGUCGAAACACCUUCCACCCAGGAAGCCCAGGACGUGGCAUCAGCUGCAGAGUUGCCACCUGGAAAGAUUGAAGCUGAGCAGCCUGCUCAAAGCCCUGUUCACCCCGGCCUGGCUAAGGUACAGCAGAUUGUGGAGCGGGUUGCCAAACUGGAGCAGGAGGUCAAAUGUUUUGAGGGAAAGAAGAAUGAUAAAAAGUACCUGCUACUGGAGGAGAUGUUAACAAAAGAGCUAUUAGCGCUGGACUCAGUCGACCCGGAAGGUCGUGCGGAUGUACGGCAAGCAAGGCGGGACGGAGUCCGACGUGUUCAGACCAUACUGGAAGAACUGGAGCAGAUGCAGGAGCCACAAAGCAAUCCAGCAAGCGGGACCCUUAUGCAAGGAGACAUGCUGGCACAAAAAGGAGAGCACAGCAUGAUCACGAAAGAGAAUGUAGAAAUGGCAAAAGAAAUUUCAUAAUGACUGACAGCUGUCGUCUCAGGCGCACUCACCGUCCUGCUCCACAGCAUUUGUGAAAGUUGCAUGAUAUCCUUCCAUCCAGCACUUAAUAGUUGAUCAGUGCGGUCAUGUUUUCACGCCAAUGUUGUUGCCUUCUAUGUCGUGCCAUCAUCUUCGGAGUAAGACAUCUGUCCACAAUUUUGUAGUAAGAUUUCAAUAAGAUGCCUUUAUUAAAGAAUAGAAGCAAAAAAAGUAUUUUCUUAACAGUUGUUCCGUGUUGUUGCCUUCUGUUUAUCAGAUCUUGGCGAGAAGACUUUUUUUAAAUCUAAAGAAAAGAACAAUCGAGUCACCGUGCUGCAGCUGCAAUGUCACAAACCAGUAGAUGCUGCUUGUCUAUGUGCAUUACUAUAGUCCUCUUUGCACUUUGCCACCAUUGAAAUGUAUCAUGACGAAACAUGAGCUGCUUCACUUCAGUUGAAGUAUAUCACUUACACAGGUUUUGAUUGACGUGUUUGAGUGUUUGUAUUUUGAGAAUAUAUUUACAUACUAUUUUAAUACAGCUCUGAAUGUGUAAUUUAGAAAUGGACCUGAGAUGAGACGCAAGACAAUCAGCACACAGUGCUUAAAGUGAAUCAAACUUUAGUGAAAUACUGUUACAAAAUCCAGUCUUUACAUAAAUUUACAGUUCAUAUAUAUAUAAAACGACAGCAGUUGGCCUGAUUGAUUCUCGGGUUAUAAGUAGUUGAGCACACUGUGGAAAGUCACCGUGCGAUUCAAAUGAUUCACAAAUAAUAGAUUUAUUUAUUUGACCUUUCCAGACUUGGGUGGUGUAGUCCCAAUCAUACUUCAAUGUAUUUUAUUUAACAGAAACAAGUAACUGUGGUUGUGUGCUAUGUGUUCGUUUACGCUGGCUCUGUUUUCUUUCUGGAGCUUUUGAAGCGACUUGAGAAUAUCCAAUGUUCAAGUGAAUGAGAUCAGCCGCCCUUCCCACCACUGAGUCAUCACUGACAAAUGUGCUUGCCCCAUUACUGGAGGAAGCAGUAAAAUUGUGUGUUGUUUAUGUGUUUUGGGCUGUUUUAUACAUAUAAUUCACCCUAACAAUAAAAGUGUAUUUUAAAAA
Molecule: messenger RNA, 2963 nt
Organism: Synchiropus splendidus (mandarinfish)
Lineage: Eukaryota; Metazoa; Chordata; Actinopteri; Syngnathiformes; Callionymidae
Gene: bag3
Product: BCL2 associated athanogene 3
Exons: 4
Coding region: 254-1864 (536 amino acids)
Biological process (GO): muscle cell cellular homeostasis; protein stabilization; negative regulation of striated muscle cell apoptotic process
Cellular component (GO): membrane; cytoplasm; cytosol
Molecular function (GO): adenyl-nucleotide exchange factor activity; protein-folding chaperone binding
Source: RefSeq, a predicted model, not a curated record